UGAAAAAGUGUUCAUAGUUCAUGCAUGAGGUAAUAAAGUAUGUCUAACAAUAACAUUGUCCUUUGAAAAGAAAACUAAAGAAGUACCCUGGUUGUACAGUAUUUCAUUUUUAUUAUUUUUCUUUCUUCCCAUUUCUUAUUCUCUAUAUGUAAUAUAGUACGUCACACGGAAAUUCAUUGCAUAACUAUAAAAGAGACGUACAACUGAAAAAUCCAAAACAAAGGCAGCAACAAGCAACAACCUCACCAAACACACCAUUUCCUCACGGCAUUGCAUAAAGCGAACUUCACACUGCAACCAUCUUGUGCUUGCUUUUCUAAUAUAUUUAGUAUUUACACAAACCUCUGCAUUUCUUCGCCACGGACAAUUCAGUUCCAAGAAGGAGACCCGGGAGCAGCAGGAGGGUAAUAUCACUUGUGAUAGUGACCCGACCCGGGAAGGGCAGCCAGAUUUUUUUUUUGAGGUGGCAUGGGGGACCAUGAAAAGUGAAAAACAAACACCAGCAGUUUUGGGCAUUACAUUGAAUUCUGAUGAUGUGAUGACAGCUUUCCAAUUUUGGCAUUUGCAUGGACCCCCUUCACAAAAAGACGAACCAUUCGCAUGGCCAUCUCUCUCCUUAUCCUCCCCACACUCGUCCAUUCCUCACCACCAAACCCUAACUAACCCUUGACAGAUCAUGGCGAGAAGGGUUGUGAGAGGGGGAGAUGAUCCAAGUAGUGGAGGAGGAGUGGGUCGACUCGCAUUGAGAGAGGAGAGUGGUACACUGAAACUAAUCCUUUCUGUGAGGUGAUACAAAGAAGGAAUGUUCUUCUCCGAUGACUAAUCCUCUUUGCUCAAGGACCCUUUUCCUCCAUUACCGCUGCUUUUUCUCUUCCAUGUUUUCUUCUCAAGAGAAAAAAAAAAUGGUCAGUGCAUGAGCAGUGAAGCUGAAACAAGGGAAUAAAUCAGAAGGGAAGUACUGGGUUUUUGUCAAGAUGGAUUAUGAUAAGGCACCUGCAUCCUCGGCUCCUCUAUUGUGCUAUGCCAAUAAUCUAUCCAAAUCAAAAGAAAGUAUUAAUAAGGAUUUACUGGGCCAGGAAGAAGAUUCCCAGUUCUCCCAACAUCAACUAACCUGGCGACCAACCCUUUCAGAGGUGUUUGAAGAGAUCAAGCAGCUUUAUUCCAUAGCUUUACCCAUGAUUAUCACGGGCCUGCUCAUCUAUGGGAAAUCAGCGAUAUCGAUGUUGUUCAUGGGGAGACUAGGGAAGGAGGCAUUGGCAGGUGGGUCUCUCUCAAUUGGCUUUGCUAACAUCACCGGCUACUCUGUCAUCUCUGGCCUUGCCAUGGGCAUGGAAGCCAUCUCCUCUCAAGCCUGCGGAGCCAAGCAGUGGCCUCUCAUGGCCCAAACACUACAGCGGACAACUGCAAUUUUGGCUUCUGCUUGCAUACCCAUCUCCCUCUUGUGGCUAAACGUGGAACGCAUCCUUCUAUUUUGCGGCCAAGACCCAACCAUGUCUUCAAUUGCUUCCACCUACCUCGCAUUCUCUCUCCCUGAUCUCCUUUUCCAAUCCCUAAUCAGUCCUCUCAAAAUUUACUUGAGAUCCCAGAACAUCACUCUCCCUCUCAUGAUCAGCGCCUUAUUUUCACUCGCUCUCCACGCCCCCAUCAACUACUUCCUCGUCUACCAUCUCGGCCUCGGCAUUCGAGGCGUGGCCAUGGCCGUGGCUGUAACAGACCUCAAUCUCCUCGCAAUACUCCUUCUCUACCUCUGCUUUUCCGGGACAUAUAGAAAAUCAUGGCAAGGCUGGUCGCUCAGGUGCUGCUUUGAUGAGUGGAAGCCAAUUCUUAUGCUGGCCAUCCCCAGUUGCAUAUCAGUCUGCUUAGAGUGGUGGUGGUACGAGCUGAUGAUAGUCCUUUCAGGGCUGUUAUGGGACGCGGCCGAGGCAGUGGCCGCCAUGGGAAUUCUCAUACAAGCAACUUCACUUGUCUACAUCUUCCCUUCCUCACUGAGCCUUGCCGUGUCAACACGUGUCGGGAACAUGCUAGGCGCAAACCAACCUGGCAAAGCCAAAGUCUCAGCUCUCGUUGCACUCUCCUGUGCCAUCUUCACCAGCUUCAUCGCCAUGUCAUUCAUGACAACCAUGAGAAACGCUUGGGGACAGGCUUUCUCUGCAGACAAAGCCAUUGUAUCCUUAACGGCCAUGACAAUGCCGGUGGUGGGGCUCUGUGAGCUUGGGAACUGCCCACAGACCACUGGCUGUGGGGUCCUGAGGGGCAGUGCCAGGCCCACUCUUGGCGCCAACAUCAACUUGGGCUCCUUCUACGCUAUUGGUCUGCCCAUUUCAGUGCUAAUGGGCUUUUUCAUGGACAUGGGCUUAUUGGGUCUGUGGUUGGGCCUUGUUGGAGCGCAGACUGUGUGUGCAUUAGUCAUGCUGCUUGUGACUUUGAGAACAGAUUGGGUGGCACAAGCCCACAGAGCCAGAGCGCUCACUGGUAUCUAUAUGGACUGCGAAGUAGGAAGUAAAACCCCCGAAGAAUUAAUACCAGUCAAGCUUGUGGAUUACUAAUUAAAUCAAUUAUGUGUCUUCCUUUCGGCUAUAUGGAAAAAGGCCUAUGUUGUGGUCUGAAAGUUUGUUUGAGGCUGCCAUUUAGGCCCAGGUAUUUGGCCCCUUUUCCUCUCCAUACACUCGAAAUUCAGGCCCAUCGAUCACCUUGAAUAAUUAAAAAACUAAGGUUGAAGGGAAGCCAAAGCCAUGAUUUCUUAGGAAAAAUAUCCAUGUGAUAAACAUUAAACAACUUUUUGUAACAAACAAUCAUCUUGACUUUGAUGACUCAGUUUUAAUUCAAAACUUCCGAUUUUCUCCGUAUCCAAUUCAAAAAGGCAUUCUUACACGGGAAGAAAAGCUUUUAGUCCGGGUUUGAUAUUUUGAAAGAUAUUUACCAGCAUUUUUACUUUUCUUUCAUCUAAAUUCGGCUCCCUUAAUUUGAUCUUUGGAAAGAUUGAGAGAAAAAAAAAUAAAAAAUGCUAGUUUUCCUUUUUCUUUUGUUUGAUGUGAAUACGAGAGACAUGGGUAGAUUAGUGGUCCCGAUUCGUAGUAAGAUGCCACAAGGUCGGUGGAAAUGAUAGAAUAAAGUUACAUAAAACAAAGAAAUAAAUGUAAAGAAGAUGGGAAUAUAAAGGAAGUGCAUGUCAAGUUGUAUUGCUCCGCUAGCAGAUUCGGUUCUCCACCGCACUUCACUCUAAAUUAACAACACCCACACCCACUACUGCACCCUACCACCUUUGGCUUCACAGUAUAGCAGCGAGCGGUGGAGAGAAUAUGGCGAUUAUGUGUUGCAUUCAAGCGCAUCCCAGCGCAGAGAUGACAGUGGAUGAAUUCAAGGCGUGGCUACGCCGCUUCGAUUCCGAUCGCGACGGAAAAAUCAGCCGGGAGGAGCUGCAAGAGGCGCUCUGCAGCCUGCAGGUGUGGUUCGGGUGGUGGAAGGCGAGACAAGGGAUGAAAGAAGCUGAUACCGAUCACAGCGGGCGUAUAGACAAUACCAAGGAAAUGGAAAAGCUGGUGCAAUAUGCCCAACACCAUUUGCAUAUGAAAAUUUCUGAGAACAAUUGGUGAUUGAUUAUUAAUCUGCUCAACCACUGGUUUUAUGAUUUGUGUUUGGGUACGUAAUAUCUGUGGCUUUGAGGGUGGUUUGAUAUAUGUUCUCAUCUUCUUGUGUGAUUUGCGUAUAUAACUUCCCUUCCCCAAAAACAAUCAUAUGUCGUAAGCAUAUGUAACUAAUAAGUAAUAACUAUUGCUUUGAUAUGUAAUAAUAAUGUUUUCAUCAUCAGACCUCACGGUUGAGGUAUUUUCAUGCA
Vitis vinifera (wine grape) is the source of this 3835-nucleotide messenger RNA. Its product is annotated as protein DETOXIFICATION 49. Lineage: Eukaryota; Viridiplantae; Streptophyta; Magnoliopsida; Vitales; Vitaceae. Bases 975 to 2546 code for a protein of 523 amino acids. Gene Ontology annotation, cellular component: membrane. The record is from RefSeq and is a predicted model, not a curated record. Gene Ontology annotation, biological process: xenobiotic detoxification by transmembrane export across the plasma membrane. The transcript has 2 exons. Gene Ontology annotation, molecular function: xenobiotic transmembrane transporter activity; antiporter activity.